UAAAAACUUCUCCUGAGUCUCUCAGUUCUGGCUUUGUGAUUACAUAGGCGUCUUCUUGAUUUCAGCGAUUCAUGAUUCAUUGAUUUCUUCAUGAUUCAUCACAAUCAUGUGUUUCAGCACUAGCCUUUGCUAUCCUCCAUUUUUCAUGACUUGUUAGGUGAGUUAGGGGUGUGUUCAGCCUGGUUUCUCUUUUAGACGUGUUACCUGUCGUACAAAAGAUUUUUGUCUUUCGGUUAACAAUGCCCUGUACAAUAUCUACUGCAGGAAGAUGGUUGGUAAUUUUUGGUCUGUCCAGUCUCUUGCUGUUGACACAAGGACAAGAUGAUGAUUGGGUUGAUCGAUUUGAUAUGUUAAACUUUGAUGUAACCUCAAAGUCUAUGGAGAAGCCCCCUGAAGUGAGUAUACCUUAGUCACGUCAUUUAAUCUUCAUUUUAUGAACAAAAGAUGUUUGAUCUAUUUAAUUUGGUCUCGUAUAUUUCCACGGUUUUGAAGUUUUGCGCUUGAUCAGCUGGAAGUCAGUGAGUGAGUGUGUGUGUGUGGGGUGUCACAUUUCAUUCUCUCGUUAUGGACGUUAAAGAAAUCGUGCAAUGACACCUCGAGGGCUCCAUAGAUUAGCCAUGACGUCUUACAUUUACAUAACAUGCAUGUUUUGGAUGUUUUCUUGCUUGUGUGUCUGACAGGGACGGGGAAAGGGAAUGAGAAUUGCAAAGGAUAUGGAUAAAUGAUCUACAGUAUGAAUCACCUGCAGAGCAUUAAUCAGAAACUACUUCAAAAGUUUGAAAAAUUUGUCAAUUUGUGUUAUUUGAUUAUCUGAAUUUAUGCCAUGUUCACAAAAAGUCAUCCUUCCAUAUGCUGAUAUUAGUGGAACGGUCCCAGUCAGCACAGAAAGUCUGUAGACGUCUAGAAGACGCGUUCGAAAGGUCUGCUGGACAGCUGGCAGAUGUAUUCUAGAGAUCUUUUGCUCAUCUGGGGGACAGCAACAGCAACUUGGGAUUCGAAUGAAAUGCCUUGUUUUCUUUCUGUUACAGGAGCUCAAACAGAAAAUAACCUCUUCAAUUCAGCCUGCAACUUGUAAUCCCAUCUUUAAGCGAUUCAUCUCCAAACUGUUGUUGGAAAUCUCGAGACUUGGCUUGGUUCCAAAUGGCAUGUAUGAUGCCAAGGUACAUUUAUAUAAAACUAUGGCUGAGCUCCAGAAGUUGGUGGUUGGGGAGACCUGGACAACGGGUUCUCUAGAUGAUGCUCUCAGUAAGAUACUGGUGGACUUCAAACCACAUGACUAUGAGGCCUGGAAAUGGCGCUUUGAGGACACAUUUGGAGUUGAGCUGGACACAGUUGUGAAGAAUGGUUUUUGUCGCACCUGGACUCUUCAAGAUGAUCCUUGCAAGAAAUACUAUGAAGUACUCAUGGUUACUCCCAUAUUACUGGUGUCUCCAAUUAAGGCCAUCUCCGUUACCAUUACAACCUUCAUCACAGAACCCCUGAAGCACUUGGGCCAGGGGAUCAGUGAGUUCCUCAGGGCCCUUCUGAAGGAUCUGCCAGUUACUUUUCAAAUACUUGUCUUCUUCGCUGUCUUCAUCCCUGUUGUGCUAUCCACUGUGGUAAUGAUUUUGUACUGCAUUUAUGGCAGUGCCCAGACUGCCAUCCAGCAUGUCCUUACCGGCCCGCUGCGAAGAGGUCGCAGAGAUCCCCCGCCACCACCCAACAGACUCCAGGACCGUGGCCAACACCCCCAGCUAGAACAGGGAGACUCCAACGAAGAGGAUGAGGACGACCAGCACCACCUGGGGGCCGGGGAUGCACCGCUCCCCAUACGGGGUCUGGAUCAGAGGGGUCGGGCGAGGGGAGGAGGCGCAAGAGGAGAAGGAUGGAGACAAGAGGUCCGCCGGAGACCCGUCCGGCCCAAGGAGAACCAGCGGCGGGUUUUUGUGGAGACCCUGCGGAAUGCAGAUCACCAUUUCAGCGGAGACGAGACUGACCAAUCCAGGCUACCUGAGGAAGAGAUAGAGAGAGAGGGGGAGGAGAGGGAGGAUGUUGAUGUUGCUGAGGGGGACCAGGCAGCUGCUGUUGCAGUAAAGGAAGUUCUUAAAGAUGUGAAGAGAAAAGAGAAAGAGCAGCCUGUCGAUAAGAAAGUCCACGGCAUCGACUCCCAGCAUGUUGAGCAAGGCUCACAGGGGGAGAGGACUAUGAGACCAUCAGAUCAGCAGAGCACAGCGUCAACACGCAGUGAAGGAGCUGCAGCACCAGAGCAGAUAACAUCAUUACAAAGACUCAACGUAAGUAUCUAG
This is a messenger RNA of Alosa alosa (allis shad), 2285 nucleotides long. Its product is annotated as chloride channel CLIC-like protein 1. The record is from RefSeq and is a predicted model, not a curated record. The transcript is spliced from 6 exons. NCBI's taxonomy places the organism in Eukaryota, Metazoa, Chordata, Actinopteri, Clupeiformes, Clupeidae. Gene Ontology annotation, molecular function: chloride channel activity. The coding region runs from base 999 to 2285 and encodes 428 amino acids. Gene Ontology annotation, cellular component: endoplasmic reticulum; membrane.